AUGUUGUAUCUGGAGACUCAAAAAUUUGGAAGCUCCUACAAUCGGCUUAUCAGCCAUGAUCUGCAAGAGAUAGCAGGAAACAAUACUGGAAUUUCCACGAUUUCGCAGCAAGUUGACCAGUUUCUGGAUUCUGAUGAACGACAGUGGAAACAGCAUGCUGAAGAGGAUGGACCUAUUUUUCUGAUUCUUGGCAGUAAUGAAAGAAUUGACGCAUUCUGCGCCGCAAGUAAAGAUAGUAUGGUUGUCGAAUGGGCUAAGAAGUUCCAUGCCGCUAUCUAUUGCCUCGAACAUCGAUUCUACGGUGAAAGUCAACCAUUAUCCUCGAAGACUGGCGAAACAGCUUCUGUUCAACAGCUGAUUUAUCUUACAAGCCAACAGGCUGUUGAAGAUGCAGCAAAGUUUAUCCAACUAAUCAAUAAAAGCUAUCAAAAUUAUCAGCGGAAUCCACGCUUGGUGCUUUUUGGAGGCUUUUACGGAGAAGCACCAGAUUGUUGCGAUGACAGUUUUGACAUUCAUGGUGGUCUCUACGUUUCAUGA
Molecule: messenger RNA, 537 nt
Organism: Gongylonema pulchrum
Lineage: Eukaryota; Metazoa; Nematoda; Chromadorea; Rhabditida; Gongylonematidae
Source: the annotation of a GenBank genome assembly